Messenger RNA from Lingula anatina, 7189 nucleotides. RefSeq names its product constitutive coactivator of peroxisome proliferator-activated receptor gamma. Lineage: Eukaryota; Metazoa; Brachiopoda; Lingulata; Lingulida; Lingulidae. Gene Ontology annotation, cellular component: nucleus. The record is from RefSeq and is a predicted model, not a curated record. Gene Ontology annotation, molecular function: nuclease activity.
AAUCAAAAUGGCGGACGAGGUGCAGGGUCGUGGAAUGAAAAUAAUUGAAUAAAAAGCAACAGACUGCAGGGUUUAACACUGCAUAACUGCCUUGAAAGAAAACCCACAAAAGAGGGGUCCACCUGAUGGGUGUAUCUGUGUCUGGGCCACCUCCCAAACCAUGGGGAUCAAAGGCCUACAGCAGUAUAUAGAAGCCUACUGUCCCCAAGCAUGCAGGAGGGUCCAUCUGAAGGAAUUAGCCCGUGGCUACUUUCAGAAGUGUGGUCAAACUCCGACCCUGGUGGUGGAUGGUUUAAGCUGCCUCCGUAAGCUGUAUGCAGCAGGGCUAGACUGGGUCCAUGGGGGGCAGUGGUUUCAGUAUUAUCUUGAAGUGAAGAAGUUUGUGAAAGCAUUUCAAGAUGCAGGAAUACAGCUAGUUUUUAUUUUUGAUGGCUCAGUUGGGUUGACGAAGAGAUCGGUUUGGAUACAGAGACGGAAGCAAGACAGAAAGAAUGUAAAGAGGGUGUUUGAUAUUAUAAAGAACACUGGCAGGCAGCCCGGGUAUCAACAGUUCAUUAUACCUGUAAGCCUAGGUAUCUAUACACAGUUUAUUUUGAAGGAACUAGGAGUAACCGUCAUCAGUUCCACAGGAGAGGCAGAUCAAGAAAUAUUCCAAUACUGCCAGCAACAUAAUUGUUUUGGUAUCCUAAGCCAGGACUCAGAUUUUAUUGUGUACAACACUCUAAGUGACUUUUUCUCUGUGGCAGAUUUAAACUUGAAAAAAAUGACAACCACAAAAUAUGACCGCAUGCUGUUGUGUGAGCACCUCAAGCUGGAUCUAAACCAGUUACCCAUCUUGGGGACUCUGAUGGGUAACGAUGUUAUCCCCCACUCUAAACUUCUGAGCUUUCACUGCAGUAUACUCGGUUUAACAAAGAGAGAUAGAACGUCAGUGACAUUGGAUAAGAUAGUGCCUAAACUGGCCAGCUAUAUCAGCGAAAAAUGCAGGUCAACAAGGUACUUCUCUGCAGUGAAGGAGGUGUCCAAAAAUGUCAUGAAAAGUGGACAAGAUCAGACCCUGUUCAUUCAGAGUAUAAUGAACUACUUGUCUGACACAGAUCCUUUGAGGAGAGGUCUCAGUGAUGUUCUAAAUAGUUUACAGCUUCAGUCAGCAGAUGAACCCAGUGGAGAUUCCACCUGCGCCGAUUCUGAUGCUACAGACAGACCUUUAAUGCCACAGCCUACUGCCUCAAAUAACCCUUGGUCUAGAGGACCAGCAGAAAACAAACUUACAUUUGCUGAGAUUGUUAGUAAGCCUGCAACUGUAAUCAACAGUGUUAUUGUUGCUGAUGAUGACAACAGCAGCACCACUAGCUCAGGGAUUAGUUCUAACAACACAAAGGAAAAGACGACUGUUCCUAUCUCAAAGCCUGAUGUUUCACCAAGAGUACUCCUGCUUGCAAAAGAAAGACAUGAGAAAUGUGAAAAUUUGCCACUCAUAUACAGCAUACUGUGUGGGGUAGAGGUUGAUUCAGGGGCGUCACUGGAGGACGAUAACAAUACAGAUAUCCCUUCAGCUGUGGUUGUAUAUACAGCAAUAAAACGGAAGCUGUUUGGCUUGUUACUAGGGGUUGGCAUUAUGCAGAGGGAGGACAACCAGGGGGUUGGCCAGCAGGGCACCUCAUGGACAGCCCUACCCGAUGACCCAUGUGCUAUGAUCCCUGGGACUUUCUCCAGACCCCAGCCACCACAGCACAACCCCAUGCCUGUUGGGGUGUGUUCUCUACCAGAGGACCCCUGUGCUAUGGUGGGCAUGUCAUUAGAAGGGCUGGGGCUGGGGGAUCCACUGCCCCCUCUGGGGUCUUUUACCACCCCCAGUGGGACCAUAGCAGGCACAUUCAAUGUUGGGGCCAUCCAACAACCAACUGGUGUUAAUGAUCCUGGACUGUUCUCUUCCCACCAGCCAGCAGCUGGGGCAGUAGGUAAUGGGAGCAGGUUGUCCACUGCUGUGUCCACUACAAGUCCAACUGCUAGCCAGUCCAAGGAUCUGGUGGUUGGGAAGAAUGCUGUAUUAGAGUGGGCAAUCUAUAGCGGCUGUACACUGAAAGAACCAGAUAUUGUACCAGCCGUUCCCUUGCAGAUACCAGGUCACUUAUUAAAGGGUCCACCUGAUGGGUGUAUCUGUGUCUGGGCCACCUCCCAAACCAUGGGGAUCAAAGGCCUACAGCAGUAUAUAGAAGCCUACUGUCCCCAAGCAUGCAGGAGGGUCCAUCUGAAGGAAUUAGCCCGUGGCUACUUUCAGAAGUGUGGUCAAACACCGACCCUGGUGGUGGAUGGUUUAAGCUGCCUCCGUAAGCUGUAUGCAGCAGGGCUAGACUGGGUCCAUGGGGGGCAGUGGUUUCAGUAUUAUCUUGAAGUGAAGAAGUUUGUGAAAGCAUUUCAAGAUGCAGGAAUACAGCUGGUUUUUAUUUUUGAUGGCUCAGUUGGGUUGAUGAAGAGAUCGGUUUGGAUACAGAGACGGAAGCAAGACAGAAAGAAUGUAAAGAGGGUGUUUGAUAUUAUAAAGAACACUGGCAGGCAGCCCGGGUAUCAACAGUUCGUUAUACCUGUAAGCCUAGGUAUCUAUACACAGUUUAUUUUGAAGGAACUAGGAGUAACCGUCAUCAGUUCCACAGGAGAGGCAGAUCAAGAAAUAUUCCAAUACUGCCAGCAACAUCAUUGUUUUGGUAUCCUAAGCCAGGACUCAGAUUUUAUUGUGUACAACACUCUAAGUGACUUUUUCUCUGUGGCAGAUUUAAACUUGAAAAAAAUGACAACCACAAAAUAUGACCGCAUGCUGUUGUGUGAGCACCUCAAGCUGGAUCUAAACCAGUUACCCAUCUUGGGGACUCUGAUGGGCAAUGAUGUUAUCCCCCACUCUAAACUUCUGAGCUUUCACUGCAGUAUACUCGGUUUAACAAAGAGAGAUAGAACGUCAGUGACAUUGGAUAAGAUAGUGCCUAAACUGGCCAGCUAUAUCAGCGAAAAAUGCAGGUCAACAAGGUACUUCUCUGCAGUGAAGGAGGUGUCCAAAAAUGUCAUGAAAAGUGGACAAGAUCAGACCCUGUUCAUUCAGAGUAUAAUGAACUACUUGUCUGACACAGAUCCUUUGAGGAGAGGUCUCAGUGAUGUUCUAAAUAGUUUCCAGUCUCAGUCAGCAGAUGAACCCAGUGGAGAUUCCACCUGCGCCGAUUCCGAUGCUACAGACAGACCUUUAAUGUCACAGCCUACUGCCUCAAAUAACCCUUGGUCUAGAGGACCAGCAGAAAACAAACUUACAUUUGCUGAGAUUGUUAGUAAGCCUGCAACUGUAAUCAACAGUGUUAUUGUUGCUGAUGAUGACAACAGCAGCACCACUAGCUCAGGGAUUAGUUCUAACAACACAAAGGAAAAGACGACUGUUCCUAUCUCAAAGCCUGAUGUUUCACCAAGAGUACUCCUGCUUGCAAAAGAAAGACAUGAGAAAUGUGAAAAUUUGCCACUCAUAUACAGCAUACUGUGUGGGGUAGAGGUUGAUUCAGGGGCGUCACUGGAGGACGAUAACAAUACAGAUAUCCCUUCAGCUGCGGUUGUAUAUACAGCAAUAAAACGGAAGCUGUUUGGCUUGUUACUAGGGGUUGGCAUAAUGCAGAGGGAGGACAACCAGGGGGUUGGCCAGCAGGGCACCUCAUGGACAGCCCUACCAGAUGACCCAUGUGCUAUGAUCCCUGGGACUUUCUCCAGACCCCAGCCACCACAGCACAACCCCAUGCCUGUUGGGGUGUGUUCUCUACCAGAGGACCCCUGUGCUAUGGUGGGCAUGUCAUUAGAAGGGCUGGGGCUGGGGGAUCCACUGCCCCCUCUGGGGUCUUUUACCACCCCCAGUGGGACCAUAGCAGGCACAUUCAGUGUUGGGGCCAUCCAACAACCAACCGGUGUUAAUGAUCCUGGACUGUUCUCUUCCCACCAGCCAGCAGCUGGGGCAGUAGGUAAUGGGAGCAGGUUGUCCACUGCUGUGUCCACUACAAGUCCAACUGCUAGCCAGUCCAAGGAUCUGGUGGUUGGGAAGAAUGCUGUAUUAGAGUGGGCAAUCUAUAGCGGCUGUACACUGAAAGAACCAGAUAUUGUACCAGCCGUUCCCUUGCAGAUACCAGGAGGCACCCCCACCCUUGAAAGGCUAUGGUUUGAGAAGGACCCAGCCACAUUACAGUUACAAUGGGAAUCCCUUAAGGAAAUCAUGUGCUGUCGGAUACCCCUACAGGAUCUAUUGAGACUGGAGAGCAAGCAUGUCCUAUUGUGUUGUGUCCUGCACUUCUUGUUGGCUCAGGAACCCAGCACUCUGAUGUAUGAGAAAGAACUAGAUGCCUUCAUAGCACAGGCCAUCUCGCCCAUGGCUGGAGAUGUUGGCAAGCUUAAAAGUCUCAAGGUCCCCACUGUGGACCCAAGAGCAGUUCAGCUAGCAGUGCUGUUUAUGAGGGGCCUGGCCCUGGGCCUGGCAGUUCUAGGAGCCUGUGGGUACCCCAUCCCCCUUUCAGCAGGCAUGCCAUGGAGAUGCUUCGAUGGGAAGCUGUUCCAUCUCAAGUACCUGCAGGCCAGAGACGGGGCAGAUCUGGCAUCACUGUGUGACUAUUAUGGCCCGGCAAUGGAGACAUUUGAUUACCUGAAGUCACUUAUUGUUCUUUCUACCCGGCUUGACCAGUGAGCUGGACAAGGGAAGCAGUUUUCUGUUGAGGAACAAGAUUGUUCACUAGCAAGGGUAGAGUCAUCUAUUGUUUCUUUUACAUGACUUGGUCAGAAAUAAGGACAAAGUGUUCUGUUGAGGGUCAAUAUUGUUUAAGAGCAAGGGUAGAUUAAGCUUUUUUUUACUUUUUUUAUUUAUUUAUUUUUGUAUUUUGCAAAAGGGAAACUUGUAUAUUUCAGAACAACAAAUAUCAAAGCCUUUUUGCAGAGAAAUAACCAGCUAGUAUGGAUUUUUAUAUAACUUGGCCAGUAAAAAGAACUGUGUAUUUGAAGAGGUUUUCACUUGAGGCAAAAGAUGAAGCUUUCCUUUCAGAGCAAGAACUAAGCAAGUAUUUAUUUUUCUCUAAAGUUUGUUAUAUCUUGGCUAGUGUUGAGAAAACUGGAUUUUAGGUUUUCACAUAAUAGUCCUUUCCUGAAGUGAAUGACAGAGAAUAUGUUAAAGCAGUCACUGCAUGCAGUAAUGUAAUCAACAUGCUAACUUCUGGAACUGGAGCAAUUUUUCACACCUAAGCAGCCCCAAUUCUACUCAACUUUUGAAUGUGAAUAGUUCUGAAAACUUUCAGUAUUUAAAGCUGGGAGGAUUCAGCCUAAAAUUCAACCUAGCCUGCAACAUUUUACACAUCAAUUGUCUCUAAUUUGUCUUAUUAUCACAUGAUGCCGAUUUGACCUAAUUCCCCUUUUAGAACUGUCCUCGUCUAAUUGCAUCAUUUGUCUCGGAUGCGUAUCAAAGUGCUUGGAGAUCAAUUGUUCACAGAUGUCCAUCUGUUACUGUCUACACCUGGUACCUUGCUGCUAUAAGAAUGGUACAAGGUGGUUAAUGGUGGGAUUUUUAUCUGUCCCUUUUUGGUUGUUUGAUUAUUUUUUUUAAUUCUCAGAAGGUGGCGGUCAAUAAUGGUGAACUGAAGUUUGUUUUAAAAGAUAAUUAAUGGGCGUGUCACCUUACAAUUAUGUAUAUAACAGUUGAAGGGGAGGAGUUUAAUGAUUGAUAAAACUAACGUCCGAGAGGCACUUUCCUUGAUUCACAGUCAUUGACGUGGUAAUAGGUUUGCAAAGAAAAAAAAAAAAAGGAAUGAUUUAAGUUUUCAUGAUGUAUAGUUUAGGUCCUUUUCCUUCUCAGUGCUAUAAUAACAAUGUGGGAGGUAAAGGAGAUGUUUGAUGUUUGGCUAACCAUGGGCAAUCAUCUUUUAAUUGUAAUAUAAAAGUUCAAAUCAUUUAAAUGAUUACUCUGGAUUGGUUAACCAGAUUAAUUUUUCUAAAACUCUCAAAUUUGUAUUUGGUUAGAUUUACUCUUUUACACAUUGUACGUAUUUACAAGGAAGUGAUCAUUUCAGAGAUUGACUGGUUUUAGGGGAUUUUACUUUGAAAAAAAUCAUAUCUUGGAUGUAAGUAGCACCAGAACUUUAAAACGUACAAGUUUCUUACGAUAUGAAAGUACAGUGUAAAGAGAGUGUUAUUAAUUAGUUAAGAAUCAAGGGGUAUUGUUAAUGUAUAUAUUCACUUAAAAGUAUAAACUUUUUCAUCUGUAAAAAAUGAUUUUUGAGCACCUUAUUUGUUUGAUAUAUUAUGAAAGUUUUUUUUUAUAUAUAGUUAUCUUUUUAUUUCAUUGAUUUACAUAGAGUUUUAUUCAUGAUGUCAAGAAGAAAAAGCAGUCAACUUUUUUGUUUUAUUUUUUAAUGCAUUUUAUUGUUGAUGAUCAGAAUUGAGUGUGAGGUGAAAGUUUGAUAAUGAGACACUUUUUUGAAUGGAAAGAAUGGGCAUUUUUGGCUUAAAUAUGAGAGCUUUUGGUAAGAAGGCAGUCCUUAGAACUGUAUGUAUGGAUGUUGGAUAGUUUUGAUUCAUAUUAUACUUUUUGCUUCACUUUCAGAGAUUUUUUCCCCAUCAUAAAAUAAUGACGUCUAUUUUGUAAAUAUUUAUCAUUUAGAGACUUUAUUGGGUCCUUACAUAUGUUAAUCUUAUAUGUUUUACAACAUUUAUAUAAAUACUGUUAAAUUAUAAAAUUAUAAAAAGAAAAAAAAUGAAAGGUAUGUCUUAGCAAGUCUUGUACAUAUGGACCUUGCCAUGUAUAAUCAGUAUAUUAUGUAUAUGAAUGGGCUUCAUAUAUGUAAAAACCAGGGAUUGUAUUUUCAGAAGUUUGUGAAUAAAAAAACAUUUAUCACUUUCUGGUGGGUCAGAUUUUAAAACUCAAAUAGUUAAAACCUGACAUACAAAGAAGUGUCAUUGAUUUAGAGUUAUAAACUUUUGAGAAUAUGUCCCAAGUAAGAGAGUUUACAAUUGUUUUUAGAUUGGUUAAGUAUUAUAUACAUUGUUAUUAUAUAGCAAAUUUUCAUGCUGUAAUAACCCUUUUGGCAUGGAAAUAAACUAUUGUAGCUAUUAUACUUGGUGUUCUGUCCUUUAUUAGAAUUUUUAAAUAACCUGCAUAAAGUCACCAUUUUAUUCAGGGAAAUCAUUCACA